This is a messenger RNA of Cryptococcus amylolentus CBS 6039, 1648 nucleotides long. RefSeq lists its product as hypothetical. The coding region runs from base 110 to 1465 and encodes 451 amino acids. Gene Ontology annotation, cellular component: cytosol; nucleoplasm; centrosome. The transcript is spliced from 5 exons. The record is from RefSeq and is a predicted model, not a curated record. Lineage: Eukaryota; Fungi; Basidiomycota; Tremellomycetes; Tremellales; Cryptococcaceae.
CGCACGCGAAGAAGGCUGCUGAAUCUGUGCAUACGUAAUCUCGGAACACCGUAUCAAAGUCAGCUCAGCAGCAUCUCCCUUUGUCUCCUGCCUCUCAUACUCUAUCAAGAUGGCCAUCGUCCAAGAUAUCACAGCAGGAGAGGAUCAGGUAGCGAGCAGCCUUGACGAGCUGCUGGCAUCGCUGCGAGCUCUUGUAAAAGGGCUCGACUUGCCUGUAAAUGUCUUUAAUCAAACAGACGAAUUUGCCCUCAGCCAAUACGCUUCCACAACAUUCCUCUCCAUCAAACAAAUAUCCACCCAAAUCACAAAAGUAGAUGAAGAUUGGGGUUGGGACGACGUUUCGGCAGAGCAACAAGCCCAGCUACUCGGCCCUAUCAUCCGACUCUCCGGGGACGAUCCCUGGUCUUCCCCUAGCAUACGGCGUGAAAUUGACAGUAUACAACCCCACCUCCCCAAAUCCCUCCCCCUCACCCUCCUCCAAUCCCUCCGCCCCUCCUUCGCGCCCCACCCCUCCCUCUCCUCCGCCUCCCGCCCUCUCCCCAGGGCCACCGCUGGCUCGGAAGCGGAGGGUACCAUCGACAUGCACGACGUGCAGCCUUUCAAGGACGUCUCUUCCUGGGGUGUUUGCAAUAUCCUUUCGUGGUCUGCUGCCCGCUUGACAAGAGAAGAGAUUGAGAGGUAUUUGGGAAUCGUGUUGCCCCCGACUUUGGUUUUGAUGGAUGACUACGAACCCCGCUGGCGCGAAAGAGGCAUCUCCGCCCUGUCAACCUGGAUUUUCACCCUCCCGCCACAAACACUCAGAAACAUGCGUCUCCCCGCCCUCCUCCUCCCCUCCCUCAUCCACUCCCUCGCCCUCCACCCUCAUCCUCCGCAACCGUCCAUACUCCCCACAACCCUGCGGUUCUUGAGGUACACGACGGAGCAAGGGUCGGAAGAAAGGGCGAGGUGGAUAGAGGAGAUUGUGGAGAGGGGGUUGGUGGAUGGGUGGACUUAUGCGAAGGAUGGGAAGGAGGGAAGGGAGGUGCAGAUCGGUCUUGCGAGAGAGGUUGAGGUUUUGUGUGGGGAAUUAGGGACGGGGAUAGCUCGGUGGACUAAACAAAUCAUACCCAACCUCCUCAACCCACUCCAAUACGCCCCCACCCCACUCACCGUCCCCCACCUCACCGCCAACCUUUCCGCCCUGCUCUGCCUUGUACGGACUUUGAGCUUGACGGGGUUGGGAGCGAGGUGGCGGGGGAAGGUGAUGAAUGUUUUGGCGAGACAGUGGAUUUUGAGUAAAGAGCGUAAAGGCCUUGAUUCAGGUGACGAUGGUGAUGGUGAUGUGGUGGUAAAACCAAUCAUGGAGCUCAUCCAAAGAACAAUCAACGAAUUGGAUGAACAAUUCCCGGGAGAUGUACCGAAAGAUUUGGAGGUGUUGAGGGGGAUGGCGGAGGGGCAGUUGGAUGAUCUUUUGCUUUUGCCGUAGGAUACUUAUGUCUUGUCUUUCUUCUACGUCUUCUCUUUCGCCUCCUUCUCCUUCGGAUCUGAGGCUCUGAAUUCUCGUUUGAAUUUUUCUUUGAAGGCGGUAUCUGCAUGAGAAGAAGGAGAGGGAGGGUUUGGGUCUGGGUUUCGGUAGAUGUGGACCAUUUGUAUUGUUCGUAUGUAUCAG